CAACCGUCACGAUCACGGAAGCUCGUCCAAGGUCGCCCGGAAUACCUGCCAAUCUCGCUGCCGACCGACAACACAUCGGGACAACGACAAUCGUACUAGUCGGAUAUCCCAGUUAAUCCCUCCCAGCGAUCACAAUGGGAAAAAAGAAACGCGGCCACCCCGAUAUUGAGGAGCUCCUCGCGCGCCCGUGGUGCUAUUACUGCGAGCGUGACUUUGAGGACUUGAAACUUCUCAUCUCCCACCAGAAGGCGAAACACUUCAAGUGCGAGCGAUGCGGCAAGCGAUUAAACACGGCCGGAGGUCUCUCCGUGCACAUGAACCAGGUCCAUAAAGAAACUCUCAACUGCGUCGAAAAUGCGCUCCCCAACCGGCAAGGUCUUGACGUCGAGAUCUUCGGCAUGGAGGGCGUUCCCGAGGACAUCAUACAGCAACACAAUCAGCGCAUCAUCCAGAACUUCUACACCGCCCAGGCCGAGAGGCAAGCUGCCACCGGCAACCCACCGCGAGGCUCAUCGGGUGGGCAAGGGCCGACCAAGAAGAUCAAGUACGAGACCCCGGAGGAGAUCAAGAAGAGGCUAGCGGAGCACCGGGCAAAGCUCGCCGCCCAGAAAGCCGCAGGCGCAAACGGCGUUCCCGCCACGGCAGCGCCAGCCAACGGCCCAAGCCCAGCCCAAGGCACCUCCCCGUUCCCUGCUCCACAACCAGGCUACCCCUACCCCGCCCCUCCGGGGGGCGCCGUCGUGGCCCCUUAUCCCGCAAACCAGACGUACCCGCCGACAGCCGCCGCCUUCCCGCCGGGCGCCUCUCCGCCACCGGGCGCAACGACAACAGCCCCCUUCCCCCUCCCCGCGCGGCCUCCCAGCGGGUCUGCCGGAGCGCCACCCGGAGCGCCGCCUGGAGUGCCACCUUACUACUACAACGGCGCGCCGGCAGGCUACCCCGCCCCCGGCGUCCCCGGUGCUCCUGGCAGCGCACCUGGUGCCACUGGUGCUGCACCGUCGACGGUGGACGAGCUGGUGGCGAACGCAGCGAGACAGAGCAGCGGUGCGGGCGGUGAUGAGAUCGACCAGAUGAUCAGGAUGGCGGAGGCGGGUAUCAAGCCCGGCGCCGCGCCGGCGGCCGGGAAGACGGAAGAUGCGGGCGCCGGCGAGAAGAAGAAGAAGGGAACGAGGAUGGUGUACGGGGACACGGAGGUCAGUCCCGAGGAGAAGAUGGCCAUGCUGCCGCGGUAUCGCUGGGUCGAGGAGGCUGCUGCUGCUUGAGGAAGGGGGGGGAAUUUUUUUGUGGGAGGGUAGGAAUAAUCAGGAGGGCGUCCGCGCGAGCACGAUAGCCCGAUCGGCAUGGCCAAACCCUUCCCUGCGGGUGGGUUUUGCGAGUUUGUACGAGAGAUCUUAACGGCGCCAAGACGGCUUCAGAGUUUCUAGGUAUGUGCUCUGCCGUGUUAUACUGAGGACAGGGUGGGAAAAAAAAAAUGCAUGGCACUUGCGAUCACGCGAAUGCGUCCAUGCGGUGCGAAGCACCACAAAUAUCAGCUUGCCGCACCAUCCACCACCCAAAGGAGAGUCGAUGAAGAAGAGUUCUUUUGUCCCCUUUCAGUCAGACUCGACAUUGUCCUAGUGGAACGCUCAGCCGUAGGCAACAAUUUCUGCCUUCUCCCGCAAUGCCCGAGCACCGAUUGACUUGUUCUGCUGGUCCGUCUCUCGAGGUCGCCUCAACUAGUCCAUAUGCUUGCAAGCCUCGACCCGGAAGAUGCCGGAAUUCGAUACAUCAAGUCCCCAAAGCCGGACUCCUGAAUGC
This is a messenger RNA of Thermothelomyces thermophilus ATCC 42464, 1797 nucleotides long. RefSeq lists its product as uncharacterized. The record is from RefSeq and is a predicted model, not a curated record. The transcript has 5 exons. Gene Ontology annotation, cellular component: nucleus. Gene Ontology annotation, molecular function: DNA binding. Bases 135 to 1262 code for a protein of 375 amino acids. NCBI's taxonomy places the organism in Eukaryota, Fungi, Ascomycota, Sordariomycetes, Sordariales, Chaetomiaceae.